AGUACCUUUGACUCAUUUAUACUGUUCUCCCUGUGAUUCCAACAUCCAACUCCCCUAGCUCUCUCUCUCUCUCAUGUAGGAGGAGCUCCUCUACUAUAUACUAACCAAACCAAACCUUGGUUUCUUGUGGAGCUUAACUCAUUUCCUUUGAACGUUUUUGGCGUUUCCUCUAAAUCCCUAAUUUUACUUUGUUGCAGUUUUUUUCUGUUACAUAGGAAUAGAAUGAGGGACUUGUCAUCCUCAUUCCUUUGUUUCUUCAGGCUAUUCUGCUGCAUAUGCUUCUUCCUACCGUCUGCUAUUCCUUAUGAUGGACCUUUAUACGAUCAUUCUGCUUACACAGAGUGCAAAACACAUCCGGAGGGUCCACUUUACAAUGGAGGGAUUCUUAAAGAUUACGCCCGUGACAUUGGACGUCACCUCGACAAUCCCGGCACCGGAAUUUACACGCCAGCCUUCGUCCUCCGGAAUCUCACUCAGGGCACCAAGUACUGUUUAUCAGUUUGGGUGAAGAUCAAUGGCGUAGAUUCUGCUCUCAUAAGGGCAAGAUUAUCAACACAAAAUGAAACUUAUAAGUGUGUUGGGACUGUAAUAGCACAGAGCGGAUGCUGGUCUUUUCUCAAAGGCGGAUUUGUUUUGGAUUCACCGUCCGAGUUAUCUAUCCUUUUUUUCCAGAACUCGGACGACAGAGAUGUCGAUAUCUCAAUAGCAAGUGCUUCUUUGCAGCCAUUUACUGAUCAACAAUGGAGAAUAAACCAAGAUUACAAAAUCAACGCUGAAAGAAAACGAGCAGUGACCGUACAUGUAUCUGAUGCACAUGGAGAUAGGUUGAGAGGAGCAGAUGUCAGAGUAGAGCAAAUCUCUAAAGACUUCCCAUUCGGAUCGGCAAUUGCCAAAACCAUUCUUGGAAACUUACCUUACCAGGAUUGGUUUGUGAAGCGGUUCAAUGCUGCAGUCUUUGAAAAUGAGCUUAAGUGGUAUGUUACAGAAGCCAAACCUGGGAAGAUCAACUAUACCUUAGCAGACCAGAUGUUAGAAUUUGUUCGGGCUCACCAAAUCGUCACCAGGGGCCACAAUAUCUUUUGGGAAGAUCCUAUAUACACACCUGAUUGGGUUCGAAACCUCACAGGCGCAGAACUGCAAUCGGCCGUUAAUUCGCAUAUUCUGAGUCUGUUGAACAAAUACAAGGAGGAAUUCAUACAUUGGGACAUCAGCAAUGAAAUGCUUCAUUUUGAUUUUUAUGAGAAAAAACUUGGCCCCAAUGCUACCUUGCAAUUCUUUCAGACUGCACACCAAGCAGAUCCAUUGGCAACCCUCUUCAUGAAUGAAUUCAACGUGGUGGAGACCUGUGCUGAUGCUAAUUCAACUGUGGAUCACUACAUUUUGAGGUUAAGAGAACUGAAAAAAGGUGGGGCUACAAUGAGUGGAAUUGGCCUAGAGGGCCAUUUCACCAUACCUAACCUUCCUCUAAUGAGAGCUGUCAUAGACAAGUUGGCCACCUUAGGGCUUCCAAUUUGGCUGACAGAGAUUGACAUCAGCAAGACCAUUGAUAAGCAAACUCAGGCUAUCUAUCUUGAACAAGUACUAAGAGAAGGAUUCUCACAUCCUUCUGUGAAUGGGAUAAUGCUUUGGACCGCCCUUCACCCCAAUGGUUGUUACCAAAUGUGCUUGACUGAUAAUGAUCUCAACAACCUCCCUGCUGGUGAUGUAGUCGACAAGCUCUUGCAAGAAUGGCAAACUGGUGAAAUAAAGGGUCAAACCAACGAGCAGGGUUCAUAUAGCUUUUAUGGCUUCUUAGGUGAAUACAAGCUAUAUGUUCAAUACGAAGAUAAAUUCAUAAAUUCAACAUUCUCACUUAGUAGAGGAGAUGAAACUAAACAUUUCAGCAUUCAGCUAUGAGUCCUUCAUUCAUCCGUUUUAUUUACACAUGAAGGAUGUAUCUCCACACAUUUAUACCAAGCUUAGUGUGUAAAGAUCUUCCUUCUUAAAAAGUGCAAUUUUAAUAAAUAAAUACGAAAUGACAGUGUAUCUCUCUUUGUUAAUGCACUAUUACACUAGUUUAGACUUUAGAUGUAGAGCAUACUUAGGUCUAUGACUGCCGGUGCAUGACUCGAACAUUAGUUUUUCUUCAUUGUGAAAUUGAAUUUGACAAUUCCACAAAUUGGGUCUAUUGUUGAGUGGAGCACAGCAUUGCAGAAUGCGGAAUUUCAACCUUCUAUAAUUCUCAUAAAUACGGAAUCCAAAUUGACUGAGAAGAACAGAAAAUGGAAUUUCAAAUCCAAAUCCACUGUUGCAAUUUGUUUGGUGAAUCCAAUAUGUGAGUUUUUGACUACUGCCAAAGUUCCGCAUGAACCAACCACUGUAACUGCAGGCAUGGAUGAGUUUUUCAUGAACCGAAAGCUGAAGAUGUUGCCUUGGUGCUUAAGAAGCAAAAAGUCAUCAAGUGUUCCUCGAUCAUAGUAGCUUGGGUUUUUAAUGGAGAUAUUGUAGAUAUUGUAUAUAUUUAGAAAGAUAUUGUUUUAGGAAGUUGCUAAUAUUGUGUUUAGGAAGUUACUAAUAUUGUAUUUAGGAAGUUGAAGUUGCUAAUAUUGUGCAUAUGGAUUUUUAGGAAGAUAGAGUUUUAAGAAGGCAUUGUUUUAGGAAGUUGCUAUUUUCUAGAGUUGCCACUUUGAUCAUGAUGUAAUUGUAUAUAUAUGGGGCGAUUGCCUCCAUUGAAAGCAAGACAGAAUAGCCAUUCCUUUGAAUUUCGACCUA
Molecule: messenger RNA, 2751 nt
Organism: Nelumbo nucifera (sacred lotus)
Lineage: Eukaryota; Viridiplantae; Streptophyta; Magnoliopsida; Proteales; Nelumbonaceae
Product: Glycosyl hydrolase family 10 protein
Biological process (GO): carbohydrate metabolic process
Molecular function (GO): hydrolase activity, hydrolyzing O-glycosyl compounds
Source: RefSeq, a predicted model, not a curated record